AUGGUUCUUACUUCUAUGGAUAAAUCUAUAGCAGAUUUUCCAUUUCGUUUCUCCUCUACAUAUCGCCGUGGCGAUGACCGCCUUAGCAGAGAUUAUGAGCAUGAGUGUUCUAUGGUUGUUUCGCAUGAGGAUAUGCUCUCUAUAGGUCGUCUGAAUAGCGAGCAAAAAUAUGCAUUCGAUCAAGUUGUAGUGCAAAUUGAUGCAGGUGGGAGUGGAGUUUUUUUCCUUGACGGUCCUGGAGGUACGGGUAAGACAUUUCUAUAUCGUUCAUUGUUGGCGUAUGUCCGUCAUAAGGGGGGUAUUGCUUUGGCUGUUGCAAGUUCGGGUGUAGCUGCAUCCUUAUUGCCUGGUGGUAGAACAGCGCAUUCGCGGUUCAAACUACCAUUUGAUGUUGACGAUAGAUCCAUUGGUAGGAUCAGCAAGCAGAGCGAUGUUGCUAAAUUGAUCAGGGCAGCAACACUUAUUAUAUGGGAUGAAGCGUCAAUGGCGAAUCGACAUUCUAUUGAAUCAUUUGAAGGGCUACUCACUGAUAUAUGUGACGGGGCAUCAGCUUUUGGUGGCAAGAUCGUUUUAUUUGGUGGAGAUUUCAGGCAGACUUUACCAAUAGUUGUGGGUGGUUCAAGAGAUACCAUGAUUGGCGCCAGUUUAGUAACUUCUACUUUGUGGAGGGGUAUAACUAGGCUUCAGCUCCGAAAAAAUGUUAGAGCUAAAGAGGAUCCUGAGUUUUCUGAAUUUUUACUCAGAAUUGGUAAUGGAGUUGAGCCAUUUAUAUUUGACGAAAAUGUGCAGAUCCCGGCAUCCAUGCUUAUUCCUUUUCUCGAUCUUCAUGCUUCUUUGGAUUGUCUUAUUCGUCAUGUUUAUCCUGAUUUGGACUAUUUCUUGACACAUCCUCUAUGUUUAAUAAAUAGAGCCAUCCUAACCUCCAAAAAUGACUGUGUGGAUGAACUCAAUGACCUAAUAAUAGAGCGCUUUCCAGGACAAAUCAAGGAGUACGUUAGCUUUAAUAGAACAGAUGAUCCAUUGCAACAGGGGGAGUACGAAGACUAUUUAGGAACUGUUUCUGCAAACGGGCUUCCUCCCCACAUAUUAAGGUUAAAGGAAAACUGUCCAAUUAUGUUAUUACGAAAUUUGAAUCCACUCCAGGGCCUCUGUAAUGGCACACGGCUUAUUUGUCGACGGUUAGGCGAUACUUUUAUCCAUGCCGAGAUAGCUGUUGGCGAUUUUAAAGGAAACUUAGUAUUUAUUCCUCGUAUACCUUUGGAGCCAUCAAGUAAGUUAAAGUGUCCGAUUCCUUUCAAACGGAUGCAAAUUCCUGUGAGGCCCUGUUUUGCUAUGACAAUAAACAAAUCGCAAGGACAGACUUUACAGCUUGUGGGCAUAUACCUUAGGGAACCUGUAUUUUCUCAUGGUCAACUUUAUGUUGCACUUUCGCGGGCGAAGUGUGCGAGCGCUGUUAAGGUGCUUAUUCAUCCAGAUUCGAGAGCAAAAAGUUCGAUUGAUUAUACAAAAAAUGUUGUGUAUCAUGAGAUUUUUAAAUUGGCCGAAGGUGCGUUGCAGUGCGCGUUCCUCGGGUUUACCAAAUCCACAUGUAUGUCUUCAGUGAUAUUUAGUUCUCGGAAUCAAUUUUUGUGUUUGCUACUUUUGGCCAUUAUAGAUGGUGCAGCCUAA
Erythranthe guttata (spotted monkey flower) is the source of this 1668-nucleotide messenger RNA. Lineage: Eukaryota; Viridiplantae; Streptophyta; Magnoliopsida; Lamiales; Phrymaceae. The record is from RefSeq and is a predicted model, not a curated record.